Molecule: messenger RNA, 1846 nt
Organism: Ostrea edulis (European flat oyster)
Lineage: Eukaryota; Metazoa; Mollusca; Bivalvia; Ostreida; Ostreidae
Exons: 4
Coding region: 10-750 (246 amino acids)
Source: RefSeq, a predicted model, not a curated record
UCUCCGGAAAUGGUGCAACGAGUACAAACAGGGACGACAAUAAGCGGAAACACACCUCACCGUCCAAAUAUGGAGGCAAAGGCCGGGUUUUUCUACUUUCGAGAGAUAUUUGGAAUGUUCACGUCUGUUCUCACGAUCGGGACCACCGCACCGAUCAUUGUCUUUAUGUACCUUGAAAACCCAACCAUUCUCAAUGAUUUAGAAACAUCUUGCUCACUAAAGGGGACAUUUGUCUUGUUUUGCUUGUCGGCCACUACUGAAGUUUUCCUGAUAUUGGUCAAAUCCUCCUGCUUUACACUGACCAUUGUUUGCAAGGGUCGUUGUCGUAUCAACUGUUACCACUUAGUCGUUCUGCUCCACUUCACAUCAUGUAUGUUUCUUUUCAUUGGGAUUGUUAUAUAUGCCGCCAAACUGGAUGCUAACAUCUGGUACUGGAAUACCACUACGGUAGCCGCCCUUCUUGCUUUGGUAAACUCUUUCGCCACGUGCAUAUUUCAGAGAGAGUAUCGGAGUUUACGCCGGGAGGAAACACGUGACUCCAGAUUGGCGAAAGGGAUCAGAGAUCUGACAGGAAGUUCGGAAACUCGGGGACUUCAAGAUUUUGAUUUGGGUGGAGAAAAUGAAAAUCUACUGAGUCACAAGGCAAUGGGAAAAGGCCAUGACACGGGACUGCCUUUUCUGAAAGAAUCAAAUCUUGGAAUAAAGAUGCAGACACUAUCAGGCAAAAAUAAGAAAUUUGCAUUUAAAUAAGCCACAAUAUUGUAGUAUGUACACCUGUAAUGGAAAAUCAUCUGCAAAAAUAUGGUGUUUAUUCUUUCCCCGAAUGUUUCGCGUUUAGAAUGUCCUCGGAAUCACGGUCCCAGCAAAUAUUUUCCUGCUGCACGUAUACAUGCUUAUCAGGCACUUAGAAAUCCCAUACGUGUACAUGUACGUAAUAUACCAACGUAUCAGGCACUCGGAAUCACGGUCUCAGCAAAUAUUUUUCCUGCAGCAUGUAUACAUAUGCACCUGUAGGUAACGAAAGUCUGAAAAUAUCUCUUAAGUGACAUGAAAUCCCUUAACCAGUGAUUAGAAAAUAUCUCUUAAGUGACAUGAAAUCCCUUAACCAGUGAUUAGAAAAUAUCUCUUAAGUGACAUGAAAUCCCUUAACCAGUGAUUAGAAAAUAUCUCUUAAGGACAUGAAAUCCCUUAACCAGUGAUUAGAAAAUAUCUCUUAAGUGACAUGAAAUCCCUUAACCAGUGAUUAGAAAAUAUCUCUUAAGGACAUGAAAUCCCUUAACCAGUGAUUAGAAAAUAUCUCUUAAGUGACAUGAAAUCCCUUAACCAGUGAUUAGAAAAUAUCUCUUAAGUGACAUGAAAUCCCUUAACCAGUGAUUAGAAAAUAUCUCUUAAGGACAUGAAAUCCCUUAACCAGUGAUUAGAAAAUAUCUCUUAAGUGACAUGAAAUCCCUUAACCAGUGAUUAGAAAAUAUCUCUUAAGUGACAUGAAAUCCCUUAACCAGUGAUUAGAAAAUAUCUCUUAAGUGACAUGAAAUCCCUUAACCAGUGAUUAGAAAAUAUCUCUUAAGUGACAUGAAAUCCCUUAACCAGUGAUUAGAACAUAUCUCUUAAGGACAUGAAAUCCCUUAACCAGUGAUUAGAAAAUAUCUCUUAAGUAACAUGAAAUCCCUUAACCAGUGAUUAGAAGUAACUGAAAUUCAUUUACAUUUGUCUCUUUGAAAAUAGAUGAUUUCUCAGUGUACAGCAAUAUGCAUGGUAUUCCUAAAUUGGUUAUAUGUUUGUAUUAUUUCAUGGGUCAAUGGAGUCUCGAAUUCAAGUACAUGUGCAUCUGUGUGUAUAAACUUUC